AGAGAAUCAAAAAUUUGAUGAAACAUAUUACGAGCGGGAUUUAAAUAAUUAUCUACUGCAUUAUAUUAUGAUAUUAUAAAUAUUCACUCUAUAAUCAAAAUUUUAAUUAAUAUGGCUUCUUAAAGUGAAGAAAAAGAUCUAAUAGGAUCUAUUUUAAGUGGUAUUAAUAAUUAACUAAUAGCAGAUGAUGAGAUUAAAUUGAGACCAGCUACAUAUAUAAGAAGAAAAAAUUUAACACUCAAAUCAAAAGAAUUCAAUCCUGAAUAACUGGCCAAGUACCAAGAUAUUCCCACUUCAAAUGGUAGCAUCAUUUCAACAGGAUAAGUAUCAUAAUAGAAAUAGCGAAUAUUUUUUCUUACAUAAACAUCUAUAGAAAUGUAUUUAUUUAUAUAUAAUAAUCUAAAUGUAGAUAGUCCUAAUUAUCUAGUGCUUUGAUCUAAACUGGAGAAUAAGAAUUCAAUUGUUCAGCAGAUACUUUUUAAUGUAUCGAAAUCAAAUAUAUAUCUGAAUAGCAUUUGAUUCAUUUGAGAAACUGUAGCUGAAAUAAAAAGCCAAAAAACAUCUGACUAUGUAACCAUCAGAAUAUUAACACACUUAAUUAUAGUUUAAAAGUGAUUAAAGUCUUGGGAAAUUAUAACUUACUUAAUUGGAUCUUGUAAAAUAUAAUUAUUUAAAAUUCUUAGGAAUAAAUAUGUGGCAAUUAAUUAAUUAAUAGAAAAUUAUAAAAUGCUUUGGA
Molecule: messenger RNA, 736 nt
Organism: Paramecium sonneborni
Lineage: Eukaryota; Ciliophora; Oligohymenophorea; Peniculida; Parameciidae
Source: the annotation of a GenBank genome assembly